AACAUUUUCAGCGAUACAAUCAUCCAACCUGGAGAUCAGAACAUCAACUAGUUUUUCGUGUAGUGACAUUAUAUCUCUUAUCUUAGCAAUAUUUCUGAGAUGAAAGAAAGCUGUCCUAGUAAUAAUAAUAAUAAUAAUCACUAGUAAUAAUCACUUCUGUGUAGAGAAGCUCAUGUUAUCUUUCCCUCUUCACUUUCAGUUUCAUUUCUCCUGAAAUUCAGCUCUGCGGAAGUCUCAGCAAAAAGAGCUUAAAACCCAGCCAAGAGCUCAGAGAAAAACCUGCUCCAGCCUCCUACCCAUCUGAACCGUCAGAGCUGAGCAUGGCCCAUGUGGAGGAGCUGAAUCAUACGGCCCAGCUGAAGCGUGUUGGAUUCGGUCGGCCUCCACCUCGACACGGACUCCACCUGCUGCACUGGUUCUCCACAGAGUGCCUCUAUUUUGAUAAGAAUAAUAAGAUGGUUCCACGCUGUAAUCCUAAGAAAAGGGAUUUCGGUUUUCACCUUUUUGAGAAUCGAUUUUACCAAAACAGCGUUCAGCUCCUGCCGGACAUAAACUCCCCGUACUACGUGGUGGGGAAUCUGAACAGUGAGGGAGCAGACGAGCUGCCUGAUUACGUCUGUCAAGCGUAUACCGGUCUCUAUGACAACAGCAAUAAGGACCGAAUCAUAGUCAGCCUUAAAAAUGGCUAUUUUGAUAAAGUUUACAUCACUGAACACCUGGACGAGUGGAACUACAACCCGAAUAAAACCUAUUGCAUUAAUAAUAAACUGAUUAAAUACAUCAGUCGUAAGAAAAGGAUGAAUUUCCUGAAUGAGAUGGGCAUCAGAUCCACAGUUAGCAUCGAAACCCCUCCUGCUCCACAGAGGCACGAAGCUCGCGUCACCAUUAAUAACGACACUCAACGCGAGUCAUCCAGGAGCCGAGGAUUCUGGGAUUACUGUAUAAUCCUGUAAACUCUUCCUGGAUAGUUAAAUGUUCAUUUUCAUUUAUUCAUUCGUAUUCAGAGCAGAGUUCGUCUCUCAGUGAGGAUUUAAUACUGAAAUCACACACAUCACUUUUCAGACCUUAAGCACUAUUCAGAAGUUAUGUGAGAGUUACACAUGGGGGCGGAGUUUGUCUAAAACAGAGGCGUGUCUCCGUUACGCUUGUUUCUGACCUUGAACUUAGAUGAAUCUUGUGUGAUAUCGGCUGGAGUGAUCUGAUUUACACACACUAUGGAGUGUCUUCUGUUUCAUACGUCAUAGUCUUUUUAAAUUUUGCUAAAAAGCUUUUUCUUCUUCACUCCACACUUUCUAUCCGUGAUUUUUCAGAUUUAAAGACGCUGUUGAAAAUCUCUGUCUCAGACACUCCUGCUCAUGAACAACCCGGCAGCCUCGGAGGUGUGAACUACACGCAGGUGAUGUUAAUAAUCUGAAUGCGAAGCUCAGAAAAUCCACUUAAGCAGCUGCGGAACUCGACUCUGAAUACCAGCAACUUUCCCCGUGACUCUGAACACGACUCACUGGCGAAAAACAGUUUGCUCCAGUCAAAUGCAAUGAAUUUAUUUUUGCAUGCUAUUCUUGUAUUUUCUCAUGUUGUACCUGAUAGGUCAUAUUACAGUGGAGUCCAGUAUUCCAGAAAGAAAAAAAAAUGAAGAAUUUAAUGCAAAAUCAACAAAAAAUGUUUAGGGUGAAGGUUUUUCGUGAGUUUGGUGGAGGGUAUAAAGGUAAAGAGUAGACCUGUAAGGUACUAAAGAAUUUUAUAUUUUAUAUUAUUCAGAAAAAGGAGACAAACAUUUGAAAUAAUAUAUCUAAAUAUAUUUACUAUGAAUAUUUUAACACACGCUGUUUAACACAUUCCAAUAUGGUGCUGGGAGAGUAGCAGCUCCUGGUGUUUCUUUGCCUUUUAACAAUUUCCCUCAAAGGAUUAAUAAAGUCUGUCUAUCUAUCUAUCUAUCUAUCUAUCUGACCAUUUUGUUACAUCAUCAUCAUUUGUUAAGCUGCUCACACUGACAUGUUAAUUGUCUUGUUGGUAAAAUGUUAUAUAUUUCUUUAUCCUCUGUGUUUUGUCCUGAGGGUGUACAAACCUUUGCACUCUUCACUGUGAGUAAAUGGAGAUAAUGCGUCACUGUUUGCAGUAAACACUCGUAUGUUUGCGUAUGUUUUCUGUAGCUACAGUGCUAAAGCGUCGAGCGAGCGAGCGCUGCAGCUGAAGGAGUCGAACACUUUAAUCUGUAACUCGGAUUUAAACCGUGAGUUUAAUCACGUAGGAGGUAAAUGAGGCAUGUUUACACUCAUCAGCUUUAAUUACACACUUUAUUUUAAAUAAAUUUAUAAUCGUUUUUAUACAUAUACAUUAUAUAACUAAACAGAAAGGACUAUUGCUCCAUAUAUAUUUCAUGACAGAUGUUUUUACAGAGUUUAUAGAUUUAGAUUUAUAGACUGUCCUGUUUACAAAGAAUUUAUAAAAAUUCAUAUUGCUGUUUUAUUACAUGAUAACAAUAUAAUUAUGUUUUUCUGAUCAUUUUUUUUUUUUAAAUCAUGUUUAAUGUGCAGAUUUUAUUGAAAUAAAGGCAUUAGUUUUAGAUGUAGUGUAUCAUGUAGUGUAGA
This is a messenger RNA of Pangasianodon hypophthalmus (striped catfish), 2588 nucleotides long. RefSeq lists its product as uncharacterized. Lineage: Eukaryota; Metazoa; Chordata; Actinopteri; Siluriformes; Pangasiidae. The transcript has 2 exons. The record is from RefSeq and is a predicted model, not a curated record. Bases 321 to 953 code for a protein of 210 amino acids.